Messenger RNA from Pezoporus occidentalis (night parrot), 5581 nucleotides. RefSeq names its product IgGFc-binding protein-like. The coding region runs from base 47 to 5257 and encodes 1736 amino acids. The transcript is spliced from 13 exons. Lineage: Eukaryota; Metazoa; Chordata; Aves; Psittaciformes; Psittacidae. The record is from RefSeq and is a predicted model, not a curated record. Gene Ontology annotation, molecular function: protein binding.
GGGGCUAAGGCGGUGGAUUUUGGGGCUGGAAGCAAGCAGCAGAACCAUGGCCAGGGGUGAAGGUGAUGUCCUGAGGGGCUGCACCAGCAUGCUCUGGGGGCUGCUUUGGUUGCUCAGCGCCUCUGCCUCCACCCCACCUCACCUUGGCGAAGACUUCGUGGUGGCCUUCAUGCAGAACGGGCUGCAGCAGACCCUCAACAGCGACUUCAAGCUGCUCCUCACCGGUUACUCCCCCUUUACCUCCGUCACCAUCUCCAUGAAGAGGCCGGGUUUGAGGAUGACGGUGCAGGCCACCACGGGCCAAACCAUCCUGGUGAAGAUCCCCCCCCAAGCCGAGAUGGUUGGGAGCAAAGCCUUCGACAACACCGUGGUGGUGAAGGCCACCAACGCCGUCUCCUUGGUCAUGGUCAACGAGAAGCCCACCUCGGUGGACUCCACCGCGGUGCACCCGGUGCACGCUUGGGGCACCGAGUACCACGUUGUGACCCCCAACGUGGGCACCGACCGCUACGGGGAGUUCGUGGUGGUCUCUUGGGAUGAAGCCACCGUGGUUGACAUCCACCUCAAAGCCACCGUGACCUACCAAGGCCGGACAUACCCUCGGGGCUCAGUUCUUGCCAUCAAACUGGAGCCUUUCCAAGCAGCCCAACUCCAAAGCCCAUCUGAUAUGUCCGGCACCAGGAUCAUGGCCCAUAAACCUGUGGCUGUCUUCACCGGUCACACUUGCUUGGCCAGGUUCACCCAAUGCGACCAUUUGGUGGAGCAGCUCCAACCCGUUUCUAGCUGGGGAACCACCUUCAUUGUGCCCCCAUUGCCCUUUGAGACCCAAGCAGACAUCAUCUACGUGUCCACCUCACAGAAGACCCGUGUGGAGUCUCAACACGGGGUCUCCAAAGAGGUCCGGGAGCUACGGCCAAGCAGGUCAACGCUCUACGGUCUCCAAGCCUUUAACACCUUGUACCUGUCGGCCAGUGCUGGCAUCCAGGUCAUCUUCUUUGCCGAUGGAGGUACCAAGGAGUCCAUCUCUUAUGACCCCUUCUUCAUGACCAUCCCAGAUGUCUCCAGCUACUGUCACUCCUACAGCGUCAUCGCUCUGGAUGGGUAUGAGAACUACGCCCUGCUCAUAGCCAAGACCUCGGAGACGUCCUCAAUGAUGCUCAACAAGAGCCCCUUGAGGAACAUCAUGUGGAAGAAGGUCCCAGGGACCGACUACUCCUGGGCUGAGCAGAGCUUGGGCAGCCAGUUCUCGGUCCAUACGGUGGAGAAUGAGGUGUCCCCCUUCGGGUUGCUGAGUGUGGGCAUCCGGGAGCAGAAAGCCUACGGGUCGGCGGCUGUUUGUGACAGUGAUCCCUGCCGGCUCCUGAAGUGCCGCACAAAGGAGACCUGCAAGUUGGAGAAGGGGGUGGCCACCUGCAUCCAUGACUACAUGGGCACCUGCAUGGGCUCACAGGCCUUGCAGUACCACACCUUUGAUGGGAUGACCAUGGACAUCCGUGGUGGUUGCACCUACACCAUUGCCAAGUCCUGUGGCAACGAUCCCACCUUGGUGCCUUUCGUUGUGGAAGAGAAGAAGAGUGAAGGCAACGUCAAGGAGUGGUUGACCAAGGUCUAUGUGUAUGGUUCCAACAUCUCCAUCCAUGUAGGGGAAGGAGGUAAAAUCCAGGUCAACAAGAAGCCCAUCAAUGUGCCAACCACAUUGGAAGCUGGGAAGAUCCAGAUCUCCCAAAACGAAGGGAGGCCCAUGCUCCAAACAGCCUUUGGGCUGCAGGUGACUUAUGACGAAGAUUGGGCCAUAAUGGUGGCCGUGCCCAGCAGCUACUUCGGGGCUACCUGUGGCCUCUGUGGCAACUUCAAUGAGGACACUGAGGAUGAGAUGACCCUUUCUGAUGGCACCCAAGCUGCUACCAUGGAGGACUGGGCUGAAAGCUGGCGAGAUGCCUCCUGCCAAGAUGAUUGUGAAGGCCAGGAGAUGCUGCAGGACACAUGUGCUCAAAGAUGCCCCCAAAACAGCCACUUCGAGGCCUGUGGGACAGGGUGUCCUGCCACCUGCACCCACCCCAGAGGUCCCACCUCCUGCACUGAACCCUGCACCCCGGGGUGCCAUUGCAACGAGGGCUUCGUCCUCCACAACCGCACGUGUGUCCCAAUGCAGACCUGCCCUUGCAUCCACAACGGGCGCUCCUACAAGGCCCUAGAGGAGUUUUGGGACGAUGGGACGUGCCAAAACUGGUGUAGGUGCAAUGGUGGCCAAGUGACCUGUAGGAAGAGGGGGUGUAAAGCCCAUGAGAAGUGUGCGGUGGUCAAUGGCGUCCCAAGGUGCCAGGUCAUGAAGCACCUCACGUGCAUUGGCACGGGUGACCCUCACUACACCACCUUCGAUGGGUUGAGAUACGACUUCCAAGGGACCUGCAUCUACCAGUUUGCCGCCCUCUGCGCCCAAAGGGACCCUGAACUGGUCCCAUUCACCGUCAAGGUGGAGAACAACAACCGGGGCAGCAAAGCUGUGUCCUUCACCAAGACCCUCACCCUGGAGGUCUAUGGCAACGUCAUCACCAUGAGCCAGGAGCAUCCACGCAAGGUCAUGGUCAAUGGUGCCUUCGUGGAGCUCCCAUUCACCAAGAAGGACCAGUUCGAGCUCUACCACAGUGGUGUCCAUGGCUUUGCCCGCACGGCCUUUGGUCUAAGGGUGAGCUUUGACUGGUACAGCUAUGCCCGUGUCCUCCUCCCUGAGGCCUACGCUGGUGCCGUCUGCGGCCUCUGUGGCAACGCCAAUGGAGACCCCAACGAUGACUUUGUGACCAGCGAUGGCCAACGGGCCACCGAUGAGGUCCACUUGGCUAACAGCUGGAAGGUCGGAGAUGUCCCUGGUUGCUCCUCUGGUUGCGAAGGGGAUUGCCCAACGUGCACCCAAGAGGAGAAGGAGCCCUACCUUGGGGAUGGGUAUUGCGGGGUCAUCGCCAAGGUGGAAGGGCCAUUCAGGGCUUGUCAUGGUGUGGUCAACCCAAUGGCCUUCCUGGAGGAUUGUGCCUUUGAUGCCUGUCACUACAAAGGCCACCGGGACACCGUGUGUAAAGCCAUUGCUGCCUACGUGACCGAGUGUCAAAGCCAAGGAGUCAACGUGGAGCCAUGGAGGACGUCGACCUUCUGUGGCCCUUCCUGCCCUCGGCAUUCCCACUACGAGCUCUGCGGGAGCAGCUGCCCCACCACGUGCCGUGGGAUCGCCAAUGCUUGUGACUCAACCCCAUGCACCGAGGGCUGCUUCUGCGACCAGGGCUUUGUCCUCAGUGGGGACGAGUGCGUCCCGGUGACCGAGUGCGGCUGUGAGCACCAGGACCUCUACUACAAGAAGGGCGAGGUCUUCUUCUCGUCGUGCCGGGAGAGGUGCCGCUGCGAAGCCAAUGGGGUGGUGGAGUGCCAAGAGGCCUUCUGCGGUGCCCAUGAGGAGUGCAGGGUGCAGGACGGGCUCUUGGGGUGCUACCCCACCAGUUACGGGCGCCUGGUGGUGUCCGGAGACCCCCAUUACGUGACGUUCGACGGAAGAGCCUUCGACCUCUCUGGUUCUUGCACCUACGUCUUGGUGCAGCUCUGCAAGCCGGAGAGGCAGCUGAUGGACUUCUCGGUGCUGCUGGAGCACGACGUGGGCCACCGGGGCAACGUGGCCUUGAUGAAGAAGGUGGUCACCUCCAUCCACGGCUACACGGUCAGCAUGGAGAGGGGACGGCCAUGGGAGGUUGUGGUGGAUGGGGAGAGCUACACACUGCCCUUGGUCACCAAGGACAAGAAGCUACGGGUUGGCCAAGAAGGCAACAACAUCGUCCUCCAGACCAUGGCCGGCAUCCGGCUCCUCUACAACGUGGCCACCUACCUCCUGGUCACCAUCCCUGCCGCCUACAAGGGCCACGUGUGCGGCUUAGGUGGCAACUACAACGGGGACCCCAGCGAUGACUUCCAGGUGCCCGGAGGCUCCUUGGCGCAGAGCACCGAGGACUUUGUCACCUCCUGGAAGGUCCGCGGGGACGAUGGGACCUGCACCGACGGCUGCACCGCCACCGCCUGCCCCAUGUGCGACGCCGCCGAUGUCGCUCCCUACGCGGGCAGUGGAUCCUGCGGGAUCAUCCGGGAUCCGCUGGGACCUUUCAGCUCCUGCCACCCAAAGGUGAGCCCGGUGGAGUACUUCAACCAUUGCCUCCACGAUGUCUGUGCCGCUGCCGGAGCUCCCGAGGUCCUCUGCCACAGCAUCCAAGCCUACGCUGCUGCGUGCCAAGCUGCCAGCGCCGAGGUCAAAGCAUGGAGAGCGCCCACUUUCUGCCCUCUGUCCUGCCCACCACAUAGUCACUAUGAGCUCUGCACCCGCACGUGCGACUUCACCUGCUCCAGCCUCUCCAUGCCGGCCCCAUGCACGUGGACAUGCUUUGAGGGGUGUCAAUGUGAUGAUGGGUACCUCUUCGAUGGAGACACCUGCGUGUCCUUGGAGCAAUGUGGCUGCUUGCACCAGGGAAGGUACUUCAAGGCAGGAGAGACCAUCACCUCCAACAACUGCACCACAAGAUGCACUUGCCACCCGUCCCAGGGCCUUGUCUGUGAGGACACCCAGUGUCCCCAAGACCAUGUCUGCUCCACACGGGAUGGGGCUCAGCUCUGUGUCAAGCAGCAAGGCCAAUGCCACCUCAGCCCCGGGGCCUCCUUGACCACCUUCGAUGGCACCAAGGGGAUGCUCCUCACCAGCGGCACCUACAAAGUGGCCGCCCUCUGCAACGAGCAAUCACCCAACUGGUUCAAGGUGGUGCUGGAGGUCAACGAGUGCCGGGAGGACCAGGUCCCUGCUGCUGUUGCCAUCUUCAUCUUCUUCCGGGAGGCCUUCAUCACCAUCAACACCAACAUGGAGGUGUGGGUCAAUGGUCUUUCUGCCCAUCUCCCAACCAACAUCUCUAAAGCAAUCUCCUUGAGCACCACGAACGGGAACAUCACCAUCUCCCACGCAUCAGGCAUGGACGUGCUCUUCAGCCCCAAAGGCGCCGUGACGCUCACUGUUGGGGCCACCCUGGUCAACCGCCUCUGCGCUCCUUGUGGCAACUUCAAUGGGGACCCCGAGGAUGACCUGAAGCUCCCCGAUGGGCGCCUUGUGAGGAGCAUCGCCGAGGUGGUCGAUGCCUGGAAAGCCAGGGACUUUGUGGGCUGCUAUGCCUCCAAACUUGUGCGGAUGGAAGUGGAAGCCCCCGUCUACCCCAUGCAAGAGGUGAGAUCAUGCUGGGAUUGACAUGAGAAGACGCUUCCCACCCUCACCAUGCUCCAUGCUUCCAAAGGCACCCGUGGGGGUCUCCAGUUGAGGUUCUUCCAUGGUAGAAGGAAAACUGGCACGGAGCUAUGGUGGACGUCAACAGGAGCAGAUCCUAUGGCCUCAAACUCAUGGAAAAUGCUGGAUCCAACCUCAAAUUCAGGAGGAAAAAGGGAUAUUUGGAAGACCUGGCUCUCCACCAGGUAGAGCUGGGAGCCUGGAUGAUCCAUUCCAUAAUGGAUCACAAAGGGAAGCCCAAAUCAGCUUAAAAUCAAGACCCACAGAACCAAAUCCCACCGUUCCCCC